Messenger RNA from Astyanax mexicanus (Mexican tetra), 1532 nucleotides. It is a transcript of the gene cyp39a1, whose product is annotated as 24-hydroxycholesterol 7-alpha-hydroxylase. Bases 69 to 1463 code for a protein of 464 amino acids. NCBI's taxonomy places the organism in Eukaryota, Metazoa, Chordata, Actinopteri, Characiformes, Acestrorhamphidae. The transcript is spliced from 12 exons. The record is from RefSeq and is a predicted model, not a curated record. Gene Ontology annotation, molecular function: oxidoreductase activity, acting on paired donors, with incorporation or reduction of molecular oxygen; steroid hydroxylase activity; heme binding. Gene Ontology annotation, biological process: cholesterol homeostasis; bile acid biosynthetic process.
AUCGGUCCCACGACUGAGGAGAAACCACUAGCCGGACAGGAGAGCGUUCGUUAAACUACUUAACUGUGAUGGAGUGGUUUACCCUACUUCUCUUAGUGACUGUCGUCGUCCUUUGUUUUCGGCUUCUCUUCCUUCAGAACAACCCGAACGCCCCUCCGUGCAUCAGAGGAUGGAUCCCGUGGGUUGGAGCUGCCUUUGAGUUUGGAAAAGAGCCUCUGCAUUUCAUUGCACGUGCAAGAGCUAAGUAUGGGCCUGUCUUUACAGUUCUUGUUGCUGGGAAGCGGCUGACCUUUGUUACGCUCCAUGAAGACUUUCGAACCUUUUUCAUGUCCAAAGAUGUUGAUUUUGAACAAGCAGUGCAAGAGCCUGUUCGCAAUACAGCAUCCAUUAGCAAAGAGAGCUUUUUUAAAUUCCAUCCAGCCUGUAACACAAUGAUUAAAGGAAGACUGACACCAGGCAACACAGCCUUGCUGGUGGACCACCUGUGUGAAGAGUUCAACAAUCAUUUGGAGCUCUUGGGGAGGAAAGGAUCUGGUUCUCUCAAUAAGCUGGUCAGGAGUGUCAUGUACCCAGCUGUGAUGAGUAACCUAUUGGGUAAAUCCAAUUCACCCAAGAGUGCCCUGGAAAAGCAAAAGUUCAUUGAGAAGUUCACCACUUAUGAUGAUGGAUUUGAGUAUGGAUCCCAGCUCCCUGAUAUGUUUCUAAAGGAAUGGGCCAGUGCUAAGGAGUGGCUUUUGUCUCUGCUGGAGAACAUGAUUGUCAGAGCAGUGGAUAACCACUCUAAUGAAAGUGGGGGUGAGACAUUGCUGCAGCACCUCGUAACCACAAUAACAGAUAGAUUUCUACCCAAUUAUGGAUUACUAAUGCUUUGGGCCUCCCUUGCCAAUGCAAUACCAAUAACGUUUUGGACCCUUGCCUUUAUCUUGUCCAACCCCAGAAUAUAUAUGACUGCCAUGGAUCAGGUCAACUCUGUCAUCAAAGACCAAGACAAGAAGAACACCAAGGUGUCCAUGGAUGACCUGCACAAUGUACUGUACGUGAAGUGGUGUAUCAUGGAGGCUAUUCGUCUAAGAGCUCCUGGAGCGGUCACACGCAGAGUAGUGCAACCCCUCAAAGUACAGAAUUACAUCAUUCCACAAGGUGACUUAUUGAUGUUGUCUCCUUAUUGGGCUCACCGAGAUCCAAAAUACUUUCCAGAUCCAGAGGACUUCAAACCUGAACGAUGGGAGAAGGCAGAUUUAGCAAAGAAUGUGUUCUUGGAAGGCUUUGUGGCAUUUGGUGGGGGCAAGUACCAAUGCCCAGGAAGGUGGUACGCAAUAAUGGAAUUACAUCUGUUUGUUACUCUGAUUCUCUACAAAUUCAGAUUUACUAUUCUGGAUCCAGUACCUAAACCGAGUCCUUUACAUUUGGUGGGAACCCAGCAGCCUGAUGAACCAUUUAGGGUGGAGUACAUCCAUAGAUAAAAGGCAGUUUGCAAACAUCUAUGCUUUAAGGGCUGCUAGCAGUGAAAGAUUAAAAACUUAUUAUUCUUA